Messenger RNA from Suillus discolor, 542 nucleotides. RefSeq lists its product as uncharacterized. The transcript has 4 exons. NCBI's taxonomy places the organism in Eukaryota, Fungi, Basidiomycota, Agaricomycetes, Boletales, Suillaceae. The coding region runs from base 23 to 286 and encodes 87 amino acids. The record is from RefSeq and is a predicted model, not a curated record.
GGUUCUUGCACAAUAUUUUGUCAUGCCUACUCCGUCGCCUUCGAAUUCGCCACAGUAUAAUGUGAAGCCUGCGGAUUAUAAAGAUGUUUUUGCUGCCCGACAAUCAUACACCCAACAUACAGAUCCAUGCGAACAAGCAGCAAAAGCAUCUUUAAGCUGCAUGGACCGGAACGACUAUAAUCGGGACAAUUGUAUGGACUUCUUUCAGGCAUACAGGGACUGUAAGAAGGCGUGGCUGGAGCAGAGACGUGAGGAUCGUAGAGCUGGUCGACCUACCCCUAUAUGAACUGCGUCGAAGUGCCUGGCACAAUAUUGAUUGAUGUGCACAUCGUCAUUUUUACUUGGAGCCGGUUUUUUUGCGCGGCAUGAUUUAUCGUGAAGACGACGCAAAUUUUCUAGUACGCACGACAGGCCUUUUUAACAGCAACAAAGGGCACAUAUGCAACUACAGCCCGAAGCAAGUCCUUAGAACACAAAUUGUAUUCGAAGCGGAUACUAUUAACCAUGCAUCAUUGCAUGUACAAAAUGAAUGUAACAAGUCC